Messenger RNA from Suillus clintonianus, 1672 nucleotides. RefSeq lists its product as uncharacterized. NCBI's taxonomy places the organism in Eukaryota, Fungi, Basidiomycota, Agaricomycetes, Boletales, Suillaceae. The record is from RefSeq and is a predicted model, not a curated record. The transcript is spliced from 4 exons. The coding region runs from base 102 to 1613 and encodes 503 amino acids.
GAUGCAUAGAAGCUCGAGUCUACUUCUCCGAGCGUUUUUUCGGGUGAGUGGCUCUCCCAGUAUCAUUUGACUUCAUUGAUCGCAUUUAUGAUAGCCACGACAUGGACUUUGGUCACAAAGCCUUUCGGGAAUCCCUCGUCAAGAAACGUGCUGAAGUUGAAAGAUUCAUGUACUACGUCGAGACGCGGGCCUAUCAACUUAUCCUACAGUCACAGAACGCGCUUUGGGUCUUGGAUCGUGACCCCGAUGUUCACGAACCAGCAGAUUGCUCUGGCUAUGGCGACGAAUCUCUUGGUCGCGACGCGUCCUUCCACUCUAUAGAGAGCGACCGGGGUGUAGCUAUCGAGGAUCCUCUGGAGGCAGUACUGCGCGAGAAGGCUAUCGAAUUCCUGGAGAAGAUUAGGUCCCGUCUGGCCCGAUACUGCGCUCCUUCCACCUCGAGGUACCACGACGAACGACUAGAGGUCAUAUACGCCUACGUGCGCCGCGGAAUAUUUACAGAGCCAGCCCUUAUGUUCUUGUCACAGAGCUACGAUAGUGUCAUGGCGCUUCUCAGCGAUGAUAAUCUGGACUUGGUGACCUUGGAAAAGAUCUGGAAUGCUGUCAAGGCUUUGUGCGUCCACGAUAUUAGAGACGCGGUGGACGACGUUCUACGGGCCAACGGCGAGGGCGACUUUGUGAUGGUCUUGGGGGGCAAGGUUUUCAAGGACGCCAGCGGUGAGGAGUGGCCUAUGCACGCCUGGGGCCACAUGAUGGCAAUUUACCAGUGCUACUCCUGCCUCCGCACGACGUGUAAGACGGUGGACGAAAUCAUUGCCAUGACCCGGUUUGCCUUGUUCUCCGGCACAAACCUCCCACAAUCGUGUCUGAAGUACGACUACGGCUUCGACGGUGCGAAAGAACUACUCCUGGCGGGUUUCAUUCCUAGCGACAUACCGCUCUCCUCACCCCGACACUCCAUUGUCUGUACGGAUAGCGGUUCUCAGUCCUUCGGGCCCAUGUGGGAGGAGACGCAGCGCAACCUGUCCCUGUACGCCGCCCUAUCUCUCAACGACGCAAAAGCACAAGCAUUUGUCAACGGCUGUUUCCGACAUUCAGACCUCAUGGUCAUGUUGCGCAAGGGGCCAGACGGACGCGUCAUUCGCUCGCGGCCGGUGGUCUGGACCUCGCGGAAGCGACACGCGCGAAGCCGGUCGGGGCUCGCGUCCGUGCAAUGGGAGAAGACCCGUGAUGUCGUGCGUUGCCAGGACGAUGACCUGGAGGAGGCUCAGCCCUCAGGGUGGAGCCACGAACCGAUCUCGGACUGCAUGGUGGUCGUGCUCGUUGAUGGCGGCGAGGGCAACAUGGGCGACUUUGUGCGUAAGCUGGUAGAGAUUUGGUGUCAGGUGUACAAUGUCAAGGAUAAGGAAGAGCUUUACUGCACAUUGGAGACGCCAUUCGUGGAGGCUGGGGAGCUCGAGAAGUGCACGUGUGGCCGGCAUGAGGUCAUGUUCACACAGCCAACCGUGCAAGGAAACGUGAUGAGUUCGUAUGAGAGUUUGUGGGGGACGCCACCCCCACCGUGGUUGGUAGAGAAUCCAAAUAGAUUCCGCCUGGCGACUGAUUCGUUUUGAGUGGAACUCCCUUUUGUCAUCGCAUUGGAAUGGUUACCUUCACGACAAUCUACUCAUGC